Molecule: messenger RNA, 4037 nt
Organism: Cydia pomonella (codling moth)
Lineage: Eukaryota; Metazoa; Arthropoda; Insecta; Lepidoptera; Tortricidae
Gene: cts
Product: putative metabolite transport protein HI_1104
Exons: 10
Coding region: 192-1733 (513 amino acids)
Biological process (GO): transmembrane transport
Cellular component (GO): membrane
Molecular function (GO): transmembrane transporter activity
Source: RefSeq, a predicted model, not a curated record
CCGCCGCGCCACCGUACACGGCGCACGCGCUUGUUGCAACCUAUGAACGCGCUUUAGAGGUUGCCAGCAGAGUAACAGACAACGGUUCGAAAUUUAAACGAAGCGAAUUAAAAUUCGAGUUCGUAAUUCGAAUAUUAUUACGCGCGUGCGGUGUUUGUGUUUUGGUGUAAAAUUUUAAUUAAAGAUUCAAAAUGUUUCACGGCGGUAUUUGGGCGAAGUUGCGUCCGUUCUACAAGUGGUACGUGCUGGGGCUGGUGUCCACAGGCUACAUACUUGGAGAGCUUGGACAUUACCUUAUUGGAACCACAUCAAAAGUGACAGCGAACGACCUUCACUAUGGCGACAAGGCAUGCAUGCUCAACACUUCACACUCGCAUCUGACAUACUCGCAACUUCCCGUCGUCUGCGAGAAAGUCAGCUCUAAAGAAAAAUGCGAGUCCCUAUCCCUGAACGGGACAGAGUACUGUGAGUGGGGCUACAACGGGCUCGGCAUAGACUACCAGGUGCUGGCUGGUCCGGCCUUCAUGGCAGUCUUCACAGUGGUCGGCGUCAUCAUUGGAUUCAUCGCGGAUAAGUACAACCGCGCCAAAAUCCUCUCCUACUGCACUCUAGUCUUCGUCAUCGCAAUAAUCCUGAUGGGGGCCGUCAAAGAAUACUGGCACCUAGUAGUACUCAGGAUGAUCAUGGCUGCCGGAGAAUCAGGAUGUAACCCUUUAGCUACUGGCAUCCUGACUGACAUGUUUCCGGAACACCAGAGGGCGUUGGUGCUGUCGAUAUUCAACUGGGGGAUCUAUGGGGGGUAUGGUAUUGCUUUCCCUGUUGGAAGGUAUAUACCUGAUUUGAAUGCUUGGGGAUUGAGCUGGCGAGUAUGCUACUACGGCGCCGGCAUCGUUGGCAUCGUAAUCACGCUCCUCACCUUCAUGACCCUUCGUGAGCCGGAGCGCACCACCAUCGGGGAGGAAGGGGGGAAAGCGGAGAACAUGGAGGCGGGGAAGAAACAGCCGCAAAUCACCAUCUGGCACGUCAUUACUCAGCCGAGGAUUAUAUUGCUGUGUAUUGCGGCUUCUAUCAGACAUUGCGGCGGUAUGUGCUUCGCAUACAACGCGGACUUGUACUACCGGGACUACUUCCCCGACGUGGACCUGGGCUGGUGGCUGUUUGCUGUCACUGUCGGCAUCGGUUCUGUUGGCGUUGUCGUUGGUGGCUAUGUCUCUGACAAAUUCGUGGCCAAGCUGGGCGUCCGCUCCCGUGUGCUUGUGCUCGGUCUAUCACAGCUAAUCGCCACUUUACCCGCGUUCGGCUCAGUUAUCUUCGGGCCUCUGUGGGCCAUGAUCACCCUAGCUCUUUCCUAUUUCUUUGCUGAGAUGUGGUUCGGCAUCGUUUUCACGGUACUCGUAGAGAUCGUGCCCCUCUCCGUCCGAUCUACCACCGUUGGCGUCUUCCUAUUCGUCAUGAACAACGUGGGAGGGAACCUUCCCAUCCUGGUGGACCCUGUGGCCAAGGCUAUUGGCUACAGAGAGGCUAUUAUGAUCUUCUACGCCGGCUUCUACGGGAUCAGCUGCAUCCUCUUCUUCCUGACUAUGUUCUUCAUGGAUGGCCCAGUGGAUAAGGCUUCAGAGCCCACACAGGUCAGCCCGACAGCCAAACCCAUAGGCUUAGACAACAGGGCGUACAGCCACGACGAAUUAUCCGCGCGAAACGGACGACACGCGCACGAUUCUAGUAAACUGUAGUUUAUCUGUGGUAAUUCUUGAUGAUUACGCCUAAAGUGGAUAUGAUAAAGAACCUUGGUUUAUCUGUGGUAAUUCUGUGGUCAAUGGGCGCCGCGAAAACCGAAUUUCUCUUUUACUCUCACUAAGACGUAAUUAGAGUGUCAGAGAAAACUGCCCGCAAUUGACGAACUUCGAUUUUCGCGGUUGUAGCCCAGGUCUAAAGUGGAUACGAUAAAGAACCUUGUAAUUUGUCAGUGGUAAUCUCGAUGGUUAUGUUGGUACCUAAUUUAUCUGUGGUGUAUCUGUGGUAAUUCUCGAUGGUUACCUUUGCCUAAAGUGAAUAAAGAACUUUGUAUAUAUGUACUUAAGGUUAGAUUUUGUGUAAAGUUUACAUCAAUUCGAAAGUAGUGAUUUUUAUAGGACUUAGACAACCAACGAACUACCCGAUUUUUCAUGGUUAUGCUUGAAAUUGAAUGGAUCGUACAAGUAAGUGCCUUAUAUAUCAGUUUAGAAGAGAUGUUUUCAGAGGCUGUGUUAAAUAGUUUGGUUAAGAUACCUAAAGCACGCAAACUGUAUAUUUGUAUCGAAGUAAAUGAGAUAGCACUAUCACUGUUACUAGGCCUGGGAGAAUUAUUAAGAAAACUUUAAAAAUGUGGAUAAUAUCACUCGUUAGCGGUUUAGGUACAAAUGUUCUGAAAUCUGAAUUACUAACAUAUAGCCGGUCCAUCAACUUUGUCAAUAGAAAAAGGCGCAAAAUUUAAAUUUUCUAUGGGACGAUAACUAUUCGCGCCUAGAUUUUUUAAAUUUGCCGCUUUUUUCUACUAACGGAAAUAGCUUGACAAACUAUUAUAUAGUCUGUGGCGUUGCUUGACGUCGGCAGCGCGCAAACUUGACAACCCUAAAUCUCCGAAAGGGUAGUGCCAUACAUUGGAAAAGAAUAGCAUGAUUCGUCCUUGAAUCGCUGUCAAAAUUCAGUUUAGUAGGAAGUUUAUUUUCUGUACGGUAGUACUAUUACUUAUUCUGUCGUACGGAGCUCCCUUCCAUAUACAUCGGCUCCAAUUUACCAGUAGCAAAAGGCAUGAAAUUAAAAAAAAGAUAAAUAGACCGCUAGGGCUCACUUUUUUUCUUUUCUACUGACAAAAUUGGUUUGCCAGACCCAGGUUAUACUUACUUAAUCAAAGAAUUUAAUGCAGAAGCGUAUUGUGAAAAUAAAUUUUGCAGUCAACUAAAUUUACUGCCAUCUUUCGACACAGGACUAAAACUCUUAGAACAUAUGGCUAUUAGACCUAUGUUCUUUCACUAAUAUGCACAGCUGAUAUGUGAAACGGUAUCGCCAUCUAUUCGAGCAUAAAUUUUCCUCUGAUUUUUCGAAGCACGUUUUUUCUUAGACUUUAUUUAUCUUAUACGGAGUUAUAUAUCUUUGACUUGAUUUACAAAGAAACAGGCUUGUGUCUAGAUUAUGUGACAUUUUUGUUAGUUGUUUGUGUUACUAAGCUCUUGCCUAAAACCAUACGCCAUAGAUGUAGUCGAAGAUUGUCUUAGAUUAUGAUACUAAAGUUGUUUUUUUUUUUUUGUUUUUGUCAAGCACCAUGAUUACUUUGGGACAGACUUGUGGUUUUAAUAUAUUUGAUUUUUUAUCUUUAAAAUAAUUGUCAUAAAGUCUACAUUACCAGCAAUAUACUUUUGACUAUAUUAAGCAUUUUUUUCAAGGUAGAAAAUUGAAAUGAUCAAAUUAAAACUAUUUGUCUGAAUUUAUUUCACUAGAAGUAACCAUGGUGUAAGCCAUACAGGGUCUUAGUUAACUGGCAACAUUGAUGCCAUCCACUUUCGACCAGUUUGAAUGAAUUAAGGGCCAAUUACAUCCACACUUCCCGAUAUCGGACCCGAAGUCAGCCCCGAUGUCGGACCUGAUAAUCAUUUUCCGGUUUACAGAAUAUCAGCACAUGGUUAACAAUAUUUGAAAUGUAAAAAAAUGGUUCAUAUGCAAAAAUAUCAAACAUUGAACAUUUUUGGCAAGAGACAAAGUAUUUUUUACAUGUCAAAUAUUGUAAAAAGUGCUGAUAUUUGGUGAAAUCCGUUUCAAAUACUUUUACACGGGCCUGAGUGUGGAUGUAACUGGCCCUUUAGACGUCGUAGAAACUAUUUGGGUUUAAGUUGACAGUAACAUAUUCGUAAUUUAUUUUACAAAAAAUUGAAAAAUUACUCAGAACAUUAAUUAUUGUAAUGUAAAAAAAGAAGCAGUUACUAUUGUGAUACUGACUUUUGUACAUAUUUAUUUUGUUAAUUAUUAAGUUUUAUUGUAAAUAGAAAUAAAACAUAAAUUUA